Aspergillus pseudonomiae is the source of this 3042-nucleotide messenger RNA. RefSeq lists its product as uncharacterized. The record is from RefSeq and is a predicted model, not a curated record. The coding region runs from base 1 to 3042 and encodes 1013 amino acids. The transcript is spliced from 3 exons. Lineage: Eukaryota; Fungi; Ascomycota; Eurotiomycetes; Eurotiales; Aspergillaceae.
AUGGCAUCCCGUCAUAUUCCUACCGGAACAUUCCUGAAAGACGAAACCAAACAUGUGACUGUGUUCCUCGACGCCUCGGACGAGGGAUACUCUAUCGAUCAGGAGUUUAGUGUCUCAACACCAGUCGGUCUGGUGUAUGCUGAAAGGGUGAGGCUCAAGGGGUCAAUCAAGCUGAGUGGCAAGAAAUUAGGACUCUUCUGCACUGAACUGGAGAUCGCACCUGAUACUACCAUCGAUGUGUCGGGCACCCAGGGAGAGCCCGGGAUAGGGGAAGGAACGAAUGGAGGCAAUGGCGGUAAUGCAGGUGAACUUUGCAUGGUGGUGCAGCGCGCUACAGUAUCCUCCCUAAAAACACUCAACAUCAAAGCCUACGGAGGCGACGGUGGCCGGGGGGGAGAUGCCACCGCUUCGAGUGGAACUGGAGGCAAAGGCGGAAAUGGGGGAAAUGGAGGAACCGUUCACAUUUUCUAUGGGAGCGACUUGAAGCUCGCGGUCCUAAAGGUGGAAAGCUUGAAGACGGCGCCGUGGCGAUUCCAACUUCCCACGUUGCUCGAAGCUUCAUUCCGUGGAAAUCUGACGGCCGACGAGCUUUCUCUACUGGAGGGUUAUGAGCGACUUGCUGCCACGCUAGCCAACCUGCUCGAGCCUUUAGACCGUCUGGCGGCAAUAUCCGGGGGGGCGGAGGACGUGAAGGCUUCUAUCCAGAACCUUCUCGAGUCUCAAGAUGCUCCUACAAUGGCCUUACCACCAGUCUUAACUACUCUAGAGAGCCAAGUUGAACGUCUGGGAAACCUUGCGUCCAAUCCCACACAGACGGAAGUCGAUUCGAUUGUCACAGGUAUUGCUGAUGCUGUGGGGACGAUUGAAAUCAGCCGCGAAUCCGAACUUCGGGAACUUGUCAAAGAACUUGCUCUUAGGUUGAGAAGUGAAGUGAAGGAAGGGGAGUAUGAGGUGAAAUGCCAAGUGAAGAAAUCCGCCGGUGUUGGUGGCCAGGGAGGACGGAGUGCUGUCCCUCUGUCUGCACCCGGAAGUUUUGGGGAGCAGGGCCAAGUUGGCUCAGCUCAAGCCACUGAUCUGACUUUCAACGGCGACCGCUCCGAGCUUGAGAUCGGUCAUGCUUUUGCGUCUCCAGACCAGAGCCAAAUGCUACUGCAGGAGGCCAACCGGGCGUUCUUCUCGAACACCCCGGAGGAACAGAAAAGGGCAUCGAUGUUGUAUGAGCGACUGAUCCAGCGACUGAGCUUCCUCAAGGUCAUCGACUUUGCCGGGGAAUCCAACUUGGCGAAGGCUUAUCGCCAACAAACCGAAGAAUGGGAGCUAACCCUGUUCCCUGAAGCAGAGCUGCGAUCAAUUCUCAAGGAAGCAGCAAGUCAUUUGAAUCGCCUGAUGCUUGGUCGCGACAUGUGGGGGCAUCACGCGAAUUGGAUCCCGCGGAUGUCGGUCCAGUUCUAUCAUGAGGAGCUUGACAGGCAACUCCCGCUUCUUCGUGACCAGGAAUCGAUAUUGGCUGAUUACGAGAGUGCAAGAAAGGAGGCGUAUGACAGCCAACGUUUAAUCCGUAACGGCAUCGAGUCCAUGGACAAAAAGCUGUCGGCUGCAAGUGAUCAGAUCGCCCGGUUGACUGUAACCAACGGGCCUCUAGCCUCAUCGAUUGAUACCAUUAAUGCAGUGACUCCGCGCAUGAAGACGUCAAAGUCUGAUAUUUGUGAGAAGCUGAAGAAUGUCACCCCUAAACCCCAGGGCCCACCGAUCAAAGAGAUGAAGAUGAUCCUAGAGGCUCUAACGACGCUUGCGGCGGCGAAAGCAGAUGUGGGAUCCAUUGCCAAGAUCAUGAAACUGGGCCUUCGGGAGUGUCAGGCCUUUGACGAUGUUGAAAACGUCGACGGGAAAAGUGUCAGCAAAGAACUACUCGUCAAGCAGAUCGCAACAUGUGGGGACAAUCUUGCCUCGUUGAAGGAUGCCUACAAGAUGAAUGCCGACCGUUCCAUGACCCUUGAGAGCUCCGAAAGCCUGAUCCUAACCACCAAGGCGAACAUCGAAAAGUUAGUCAAGGACUACAGCAAUCUCUUCCCAGACGAAUGGCGGGCAGAGUUGAGUUCUGAUCUCAAUGCCUACGUUGCUUUGGUCCAAGCAAGGAACGAGGCUCUCGUGGAAUAUAACUCCACUCUCCAACUUUUGCUACAAGCCGCUGCAGAGAAAAAGCAUUCUACGGAACAGUUAGGCAAGCUGAGACAGGAGGGACUGGAGUUUAAUCGCCGCCUACCACUCUUCGUUCACUGGCAGCGGAAAUGCUGCAACAGCUUAAGAUUCAGUAUCAUGCGAAACCUCAAUUACCAGAGCCGGGCCAUCCGAUACUGGGGCUUACAGCAGAACACCGUUAUGGCCGAUUCUAUGCCAUUGCAAACGUACAGCUUCCUCAGUGCGAGACGGGAACAGCUUCUCCAGUCCUUCAACCAAUGUCUCGAAAACUAUGCCGGCGGCAUCCGCAGCACCUGGCCUCAAAGCCCUGCGCAGGGGCUUAUGCGGAAACUCACGCCCUCAGAGCUCCAUGAUCUGAAAAGCACCGGCUCGGCAUACAUACAUCUCCAUCCCAGCACAGAUGAUGAAACCUUUGGGGAUCAGAUCGACAUCCGCCUUCAACAGGUGCGACUUUGGCUACCUGGUGCAGAAAAAAGUCCUGAGUCCAUGGGACGCAAAUUGCUCACAGUUUAUUUAACUCAUCUGGGAGAGUCGAUUAUUCAGGAUAGCAAUCACUUGAACUUCGCUUUCUUUCAUGACACGGUCAAGGUUAUGUUCAAGUAUGAUGCAGCCAAAGUGCUGACCCGCGGCGAUAUCCACAGCGACCAUGUAUUCAAUCAACAAUUAUUGGAAGGUACCCAUGACAGAAGACAAUUCACAGGCCAGGGCAGUAUUGCCGCCAUUGGGCCAUUUGCGUGGUGGAAAGUUGAUGUGCCCCGUGGAGGGGUGAAUCAAGACCUGAAUCUCGAUGGAGUGACGGAGGCAUAUUUGGAAUUUCACGGGACAAGCCGCCCACCACGGUGA